UAAAUCAAGUGUAAAAUAUAUUUAAGCAUUGAAACACAGCUCAUUAUUUAACUUAAAACUAUUCGACUAGCUUACAUUUCAUAAGUUAUAAUUACGAUUAUUUUCGCGAUCAAUAUAUUAGCAUUAGAGUAAUUUUUCACAAUAUCAACAAUAUGUAAUCGCUUGAUAAAUCACCGUCAAUCCCAUCACCUAAGGGCAGGGAGUAAGGGAGAGUUGACUGUAGUUGAUUUCUAAUUAAAAAAGCGUUGAAUUCAGGACUCAGGUGUGCUGAUUUACGCCACUUUACGGUGUAUUUUUGUUCAGCAAAACAUGAAUGAGAGAAUCGAUGUGAGAUUAUUUCCACUUAAAAAAUUAAAACUCAGUUGCUUAUCAGUACCGAAGACUUCUCGGCGAACAAAAAUGCUAACGAAAGGAAUUACGCUUAUUCUGUUACUAGUUCUCGUACAUUCAUCUCAUGGAGAUUCUACGCCAAAUCGAAAAUUCUACAUUCCCAGCAUUCGAGCUAACUGGUUCAAGGCAAAUGAAUUCUGCAAUUCAUUGAAAAUGCGCCUGGUGGCCAUCCGAUCGCAGGAGGACAACGAUGCCGUCGCACGAUACGUCCGAACAACCUCCAAGUUUACCGAUAACUGCAGCUUCUGGAUUGGGGCGUCCGAUCUAGCGGACGAGGGAACCUUCGUAUGGGUGGCCACCGGUGAGGAAGUUACCUAUACGAACUGGCGCGAAAAUGAGCCCAACAACGAGGGAGGCAAUGAGGAUUGCAUUCAGUUGGCUUACAUUCCGGCGUUGAAUUACCACUGGAGCUGGAAUGAUAACACCUGCGCAGGACAGUCGCUGUAUUUCAUAUGCGAGAGUGUGGAAUGUGAUUGUGUGCAACCGUUUUGAGAUCCGCCUAGUUGUUCCAGAUACAGUUUGAUUGCUGAGUUCCGGCCCCAAAGAAAUGUAUUGCCAAAUG
Molecule: messenger RNA, 952 nt
Organism: Aedes aegypti (yellow fever mosquito)
Lineage: Eukaryota; Metazoa; Arthropoda; Insecta; Diptera; Culicidae
Product: C-type lectin 37Da
Exons: 2
Coding region: 310-882 (190 amino acids)
Biological process (GO): biological process involved in interspecies interaction between organisms
Cellular component (GO): external side of plasma membrane
Molecular function (GO): carbohydrate binding
Source: RefSeq, a predicted model, not a curated record